Molecule: messenger RNA, 1197 nt
Organism: Dictyostelium discoideum AX4
Lineage: Eukaryota; Evosea; Eumycetozoa; Dictyosteliales; Dictyosteliaceae
Exons: 3
Coding region: 1-1197 (398 amino acids)
Molecular function (GO): zinc ion binding
Source: RefSeq, a predicted model, not a curated record
AUGACUACUCUAAUUAAUAAAUAUGAUAAUAAAUGUGCAUUGCAUAAAGAUUUUGAUAUUAGAUUAGUUUGUUCAACAUGUAAGGUAGUAGUAUGUGAUGGAUGUAUUGUUUCAGAUCAUAAUGGUCAUAGAUUUGAUUUUAUAAAUGCAGAGAAUUCAAAAACAAUCUUUGAAGAAUUUAAAAAUAAUCACAUUCAAAAUUUAGAUAAACAAAUUGAUAUCAAUAAUGAGUUAUUAAAUGAAUCAAAUAAUUUAUUUAAAUCAUUAGAAGAUAAACACACUGAAAAUGUAAAUACAAUCACAGAAGUAUUUAAAGAACUCUCCAAAUUAUUACAAAUCAUUGAAAUUGAUAAAAUCAAACAAUUAGUAACACUCUAUGAUGAAAAUAAAGAUAUCAAUACAAACAUUUCAACCACUAUACAUGAUAAUUUAAAUAAUAUUAAUUUAAUUACAAAUAAAUAUAAAAAUACAAUAAAUCAUAUAAAUAUUGAUCAAAUCAUUAAUAAUAAUAAAAAUAAUAAUAACUAUCAACAUAUUGAAAUAUUAAAACAUUGUUAUCAAUCACGACUGUUAAUAAAAGAUAAUCAAAAUGAAAAUAAAAUCCAAGAAUUAAUAAAUCAAUAUAAAAAUGUAAAUAUUGUAAAUAAUUGUGAACAAGUUAAAGAAUCAAUUAAAGAAAUAUUCGAAAUUAGCAAUUCUCUCUCUAUUACAAAUGUAAAGGACCCAAAAAGAGUUACUGCUGGUGGAAAUGAAUGUUUUAUUUAUAAAGAUGAUUCUAUCAUUCCAAAUGGUACAACUCAUGUAGCGAUUGCACCAAGUGUUAAAACAGUUAAAAUAGGUUCAAUUCCAACAUCAGUUAAAUGUGUGAUAUUACUUGAUGGAUUCAAUGUUAAACUAACAGAAGGCAUGCUACCACAAUCAAUUACACAUCUUUUUGUAGGUGCAAUUAGAAAACCAUUAUUAAAAAGUUCAAUACCAAAUGGUGUUUUAAAUUUGUUUUUUUUAGAUGGAUUUAAUCAAGCAAUAAGUGAAAUACCACAAUCAGUUAAAGAAUUAUUACUUUUUGACACUCCUUUAACAAAAUUCCCAUAUUCUAAAAACAUAUUCAGAAGCACAAAAUAUAAACAACAAAUCACUCACCCAAGGGUGUAUACUUGGGAUACUGCUUAUUAUUGGGAGCCUAAAAUUGAAUUUUAA